This is a messenger RNA of Diatraea saccharalis (sugarcane borer), 1950 nucleotides long. NCBI's taxonomy places the organism in Eukaryota, Metazoa, Arthropoda, Insecta, Lepidoptera, Crambidae. The record is from the annotation of a GenBank genome assembly.
AGUCUGUGAAUGUGCAAGAAGAGAUUGGGUUAAGGUUUAUGUAGAUUUAAAAGUUUCUGGUGUAUUUUGAGGAUAAUGCUAGGAUAAAUUUUUAGUUUGUUUCUAUAUUGUUUUGUAACUUUAAUGAAAACGAAAUAAAAUUAAUUUAUCACCAUGAAUAAGGAUGCCGAAACUAUGUCCUCGGAGACAACGCAAGUCAGCUCUUUACCAAUGCCUCCAAUGCAAUACAUUAAUUUCUACACAGACGAAAAUGUUCGAAGAAAUAGAGCACCGUUGCCACCGAGACCUAUACACGAUUCGUAUUCUAUGUUUGGACAUCCGUUUAACGCUGACGAUACUAUCAUUCGAUCACUAGAAAGCCAGGGGUUUCGACGACUUUAUCCUGUUCAUUUUGAAAGAAGAAGGGAAUUAAAAAAACUUAAUCAUUCUUUGUUGGUCAACUUCCUAGACCUUUUGGAUUUAUUGGUACAUUGCCCAGAUUCCCCUAAAAGGGCUGAGAAGGUGGAAGAUCUAAGUUUACUUUUCAUCCAUAUACAUCACCUACUCAAUGAGUUCAGACCACAUCAGGCUCGUGAAACUUUAAGAGUCAUGAUGGAGCUUCAGAAACGCCAGCGUGUUGAAACUGCUACAAGAUUUAAGAAACAUCUGGAUAAAGUGCAAGACAUACUUCAGAAUGCACUUCAAAGUUUACCAGAUCAAAAUGAACUAGAUUCAAAUUUCAAGGUGCCUAUUGAAAUGUUGGAGCAUAUGGACUACAGUAUUAAUGAAAGCACGAAUACAGACCCUUGCUAUGAACUUGAUAGAAUAAUGUGUAAUGUUGUUGAUAAUAUGAGAUAGCUCUUUCGGUGAUAAGUAAUAUAUGUUUAUUCUUUCAUUAAGUUACAUCGAAUUAUUUUAUUAGCUUGUCUUUUAAAAAAUCUACUUUCUUAUUUGGCUUGAAAACUUAAUCUUUAUUUGAAUGAACAGAUUUAUAAAUAAGAUUUAAAAUAUAAAUGAAUAUUAGACAACAUCGCAUACAUUGCUUGGAUUCUAAGAAGACUAGCUAAAACCCUUGGAGUAUCUGAGACAAUAAAAGUAACCCAACACCCAAACUUGAGAUAACAUGGAAAAGUUUAUUUUCUACAUUGAUCCAACUGGGAAUUGAACCCGGGACCUCAGAGAUGGCAACACCUUGAAACCGCUGUGCAAACCACUGCUACUUAGGACUUUAUAUAGAAAUUAGGUGCCUGUAAAACUUGAACAUCCAUUGCUAAUAUUAAUAAGUUAUUCAUUUUAUAUAAGUGCACGAAAGUAAGUAAUAGCUCUGUUCUAAAUUUGGAAUGUAAUGUCACAGACAACCAAUAUGGAAACUGCCCCACCUGCCCAAACUAACAUCGUGCUGCAUUGUUAGAUACAUAGUAUUUUCCUAUUAGUAUGUUUUUGAUAGCUUAGACCACACAAGAGAAAAAAGUCUGUCUCUCUGUAAUACUAACUGCUUUAUUUUUAUAUAAUUGCUUUAUUUUUUAGGUCCUAGCAGUAUUUUAGAAAAAUUUCAUUUAAAUCAAUAUUUUUGAGUACAUAGAUGUUGAUUACUAUUCAAUUACUCAAUUAGUUAAUCAAUUACCAUAUUGGUGAAAUAAACAUAACUAACCUAAAAGACAUUUAAAUUAUAAUGUGUAGUUUAUUUUCUGACAUAAUACAUUGAUGUUGCAUAGAUGCUUCGAUCAACAGUAUAGAUGUAAACUUUUUGUAACUACACUACGAUUUCCCUCUUCACAUAUGCUCGGACAAUAUCUAUUACGAUUGAGUUUUUUGAAUUUACCCCAUUUUUUUGCUUGUUUUGUAUCAUGAAUUGACAGAAAUGUUUUGGACCGUUAUGUAGUAAAGAUUUUUUUUAAAUACCUACAUAUAAGCUGAAUUCUGUAUGUAUUGUACACAGUUUAAUACAUAAUUAAAGAAACUGUGCAGUAC